Molecule: messenger RNA, 326 nt
Organism: Loa loa (African eye worm)
Lineage: Eukaryota; Metazoa; Nematoda; Chromadorea; Rhabditida; Onchocercidae
Exons: 5
Source: RefSeq, a predicted model, not a curated record
AUGGCUAGCUUUACAUCAUUAUCUUUUACUCCGAUCUUUCUGAUCCUGAUUCUUCGAAUCACAAAUUAUAGAAUGACCCAUUCUGUUAGCUUAGGUAAAGCGAAAAAAGAGGGAAGUAAGCGUGAAUCUGAGGAUGAACUUAUCAAAUGGAAUAAUGAAGGUAAAACUGUCACGUGGACUGAUGUCACAGUAAAAGUACCACUUGCUAAGAAAUCAUUACUGCAAUGUCUUAAGAUCGCUCGAGAACCAAGAAAGACGAAAACAAUCCUUAGUAAAGUUUCCGGUUAUGCAAUGCCCGGUACCACACUUGCAAUUAUGGGGAGCAG